Pestalotiopsis fici W106-1 is the source of this 2040-nucleotide messenger RNA. RefSeq lists its product as uncharacterized. NCBI's taxonomy places the organism in Eukaryota, Fungi, Ascomycota, Sordariomycetes, Amphisphaeriales, Sporocadaceae. Gene Ontology annotation, biological process: endocytosis; intra-Golgi vesicle-mediated transport; endoplasmic reticulum to Golgi vesicle-mediated transport. The transcript has 4 exons. Bases 1 to 2040 code for a protein of 679 amino acids. Gene Ontology annotation, cellular component: Golgi apparatus. Gene Ontology annotation, molecular function: GTPase activator activity; protein binding. The record is from RefSeq and is a predicted model, not a curated record.
AUGGCUUCGAUGAUGAGCAAGCGCCAGCAAGCGCGCAACGAAAAGGCGCUGCAAGAUCUGGUACACAAUGUACCGGGUAACAAUUCUUGUGCAGACUGUUACGCAAGAAAUCCAGCUUGGGCAUCAUGGAGCUUGGGCGUUUUCCUCUGCAUGCGUUGUGCUGCCAUACAUCGGAAGCUGGGCACACAUAUAUCCAAGGUCAAGUCCCUCAGCAUGGACGGCUGGACGAAUGAGCAGGUCGAGAGCAUGAAAAAAGUUGGCAAUAAUGCUUCAAACAAGAUAUAUAAUCCCGACAAUAAACAGCCCCCUGUUCCCGUGGAUGCCGACGAGGCUGAUUCGGCCAUGGAGCGGUUCAUCAGAGCAAAGUACGUGACGAAGACAGCUAGUGCGAAUGGACAUGGACGAACACGACAAAGCGUAGAGUCUGAUGAAGGGAUUCCUCCGCCUCCGCCGCCCAAGACGGGCGGCUUCUUCAAGAAGACGAGCUCGACAUUCCCCUUGUCGUUCCGCUCGAAGAAGAGCUCCCAUCACGUUGAAGAGCACCCCAAGGAGCUUCGAAACAAGCCCUCAAAGGUCUUUGGCGCGACCGUGGAUGAUGGCGCUGAUGACAUGGCUCGAAAAUUGACACAACUUCGGGAUAUGGGCUUUACAGACGACAAGCGCAACGCCAUGGUUCUGAAGGGUGUUAAUGGCAACCUCGAAAAGACCAUUGAAACCCUUGUGCGUUUGGGUGAAGGAAACGGCGCGCCGCUCGGUGCCAUGUCAGGUCGAAAGGAUUCCUUCCAGUCGCCAGAUGCUCUGCCUAUACAUAGCCCAGGACCGGCAACGCCAACUACGGAAGGAUAUUCCAGGACGAGUCCUUCAACUACAAACAGCCCGGCCGUCUCGAACAAUCCAUGGGACAUCUCUCCAGCGCCGCCGCAGUCUUCGCAUUCUACUGGAACCAUGCCGCAUAGUAAUCCAUUUUACUCCACGAACCCGUUUGGGCCACCUUCUACCCGCCAAAGCGACUUCAGCAAUAUGAACCAAUCCAUGCAGAACCUGUCCUUGGCCCCUUCUCAGCCACAGCAGUUAUUCCCUCACCAUACGGGAGGCUUGCCGGCUCCUCCGCCUGUACAACAGUCCAUGUACCAGCAGUCCAUGACUCCACCGAUACCCCAAACGCAGAACUUUGCGUCUUUCCUUUCUAAUGGUAAUCAAACAUAUCAACAGCAGCAGCAGCCUCAACAGAGCUAUAAUCCGUUCCUUCAACCCUCCCAGCAACAGACGUUGGCAGUCAACACUUCGGUCGCACAGAGCCCAGGCAUCGCUGCCAACAAUCCGUUUGCAAAGUCGCCUACAAGAAUGGCGUCACCACUGGGUCAAAUUCCAGAGCAGUCGCAGCAGAACUUUUAUGGGGCUCAAACAUCACCAUCAUAUGGGAAUAAUCCAUUCCUGACCGCCAGUCAACCCCCUCAACAGCUUCAGUAUCAGCAGGUUCAGCAGCAACGCAGCCAGUCCUUUGACCAAGCCAUGUUGCAAGCGCAGUCGCCUCAGCUACCCCAGCAAUAUCAGCAGCAGCAGUAUCAGCAGCAGUAUCAGCAGCAAUACCAACAACAGUACCAGCAACCGCAACCGCAACCGCAACCGCAGCAGUUGCCACAACAGCAAGGCAUCCAAGCGCAGCCGAGUUACCAGCCUCCAAGGGACAAGGCAUCAAUCAUGGCCCUGUUCAACUAUCCAGCAACGGCCCCAUCGCCUUUGCAAGCACAGGGUCAAAACCAGGCAACUGGCAUGAGCACUCAGCUGGCCGCCCCACAACAAAAUCAACCUGUACAGCCAGCGACCCCCCAGCAGAAUGUUGCAAUGCCGGGAAAUAAGAACCCGUUCCUCAAUGGAACUUCAUCGCCUCCGCAGACGGCAUUUGCGCCUGCUCAAAAUUCUGUUUCAUUUGGGAGCGCAAGAAGUCGCGAGAGCAUGAACCUCGGCAUGGAGAUGGCAUGGAACAAUGGUCGCCACAGCCCAGACGCUUUCGCAAGCCUGAGCGCUCGGGGCACGUGA